Molecule: messenger RNA, 5447 nt
Organism: Phalacrocorax carbo (great cormorant)
Lineage: Eukaryota; Metazoa; Chordata; Aves; Suliformes; Phalacrocoracidae
Source: RefSeq, a predicted model, not a curated record
GACACCUGUGCCAAGCCCCCACCACACAUCCAUGUUGUUCUAUAUGCUGCCCAACUAACCUCAACAAUGUACUUUCAGCUUCAAUAGCAAACUGUAGCAUGGGUAGCCACAGAGGUAGUUCUGCAGUAGGCUGCUAUCAUGGAAGGAACUGACUGCCAGCUAGUUCUAAAAAAAGGAAAAAGGAAAGAAGGCCAGUCCCCACAUACAUUAGCCACAUAGAUGAUAGAAAGAGAAGAAAAAAACAUGGAGUUGCAAAAAAAAAUCUUUACAUGCAAACAGAUGAAUUUUUUUAGUAUUUAUUAGGCUGUGAUAAAUGGCUAAUCUCUGCAACACAACUUUGGCCUUUUGACAGACUUCUGUCAGUAGAGAGAGGAAGAAAAAAAAAGAUCUUUCCAGUAUAAUACAAAUCAAGUUUGGUAAUUACCUGGAGUUUCCAACUGGAAGAAGUUGUCUUCAUUCAUCUUGUUCCCCUAUCAUCGUGGAUCUUUGGUAGGAGUUCCUAAGACAACUACUUUUGGAGUUGUUCCCUGGUCACAAUUAUUGCUUCCUGCUAAUGAUACACAUUACCCAAACCAGUUUCAUUACCUCAAAGAAUAGAAGAGUUUAGGAUGGAAGGGACUUUGGGAGGUUGCCUGGUCCAAUGCCCCAUACAAAACAUGCUUAACUUUGAUCAGGUUGCUCAGGGCCCUGUCCAGGUAAAGUAUCUUCAAGGACAGAGAUUCCACAGCCCCUCUCUGCGCACCUGUUCUGGUAUCUGGCAGCCCCCAAGAUGAAAAGCUGUUCUUACAGCUGUCUAAUUGGAAUUUCCCUUGCUGCAGCCUGUGUCUGUUGCUGCUCAUUCUACCACUGUUAACUUCCAAGAAGAGACUGGCUCUGUGUUCUCUACACAAUCCGGUUAGGCAGUUGAAGACAUGAAUAAGAUACUCCCUUUACUUUCUCUUCCCGAGACUGAACCAACCCAGCGCUCUCAGCCUCCUUAAACAUUACGUGCUCCAAAAUCUAAAUCAUCUCAGUGGACUAGCUCCAAUAUGUCAAUUACUCGGGGAGCUCAAAACUGAAGACAGUACUCACAUGCGGUCCCACAAGUGCCAAAGAGAGUGGAAAAUCCCUUCCAUUGACCUGCUGGCUACAUUAUGAUACUACCCAGUAUACAGUUGACCUUCACCACAAAGGUACACCACUAACUCACGUUCAUCUUGGACACCUGAGUGGUGCCCAACAAAGCUGCCUUCUGGCCAACCAGCAGUCAGCCUGUAUUGUUGUGCAUGGUCUAGAUAGAUAUUUCACACACACACACACACACACACACUUUUCUUUGUUGAACUUCAUGAGGUCCCUGUCAAUCCACUUCUCUAGCCUGCUAAGGUCCCUCUAAAUAGCAACCCUAACCUCUAGCCUAUUGACUGCUCCCCCUCAAUUUGGUAUCAUCUGUCAGCUUAUUGAGGAUGUCUCACUGUCCUUAUCAUAAAUUAACAGAAUGAAUUAUAAUUAUUUUAAUAUUAAUAUGAUUAAUAAAUGAAUCAUAAAUAAAGAUGUUAAACAGUAUCAGCCCCACUACCAACUCUGAAGAAUACCACUAAUAACCAGCCAACAGCUGGAUUACAUACCACUGAUCAAAGCCCUCUGAACCUAGUGGCCCAGCCAAUUUUCUGCAUCAUCUGGUAGCCUGCUUCUCCAGUACGUAUAUCACCAUAGCAGCUACACUGGCUGUACUAGAGACUGUAUCAAAGUCACUGCAAAAAUUAAGGUGAACAGCAUCCACUGCUCUCUGCCUGUCACAGAGCCAGCAUACUCAUCAUGUAAAGUUAUCAGGUUCGUGAGGUAUCAUAAAAAUCAGUAAAUCCAUACUGUCUGAUCCCAAACCCCUUCCUGCCCUUGGCACAGGUUCUAGGAAGAUUUGCUUGAAAACCUCCAGAGGACAAAGAUCACUGCCUAACAGCAAUCUGGUAGCAAUCCCCAGCAUCAAGUAUACCCUUUAACCACCUGACCUCAAAUUAUCUGGGGAAGUAACACAGCACCCUGGAGACCCUGACAGGAAAUUCUGCUCCAGUUGUCACAAAUUCAUUGAGAAAUCAUUUUAAUCAAACUACUACUGUUACGUUAGCAGCCUGUCAUUUCUAAACCAAAUUUAAUUUCUUUCUCACACAACAUCACAUUUUUAUUUUGAUUACAUCUCAUGUCAUUGUUAAAGUCAGAGUUGGAGUCAAAGUUUCAGUCAGGCAGCAGACUGAGGCUUUAUGGUCAUUUCAGGAUUCAUGUGAGAAUUGCAAGAUAAGCACACUGUCCCAACUCCUCCAUUUUGUUCCAGACAGACCAGGUAGUAUUACGUUACCUCUCCUGCAAACGAUUACCUGAUGGCACAUUCAGAUUGUUAGUAGGUAUAUGCCUGAAUAUUCUGCACUUUUGUUAGACCUCAUAAUACUUGCAUUCAUAUCUUAUCCAUGUCUCGCAUAUAAUGAUAUACCAAAGUGAAAUAGCUCUGUUAGCUCCUCUUCAUAUCAGAAUCACAGUGUUUAAUUAGGAUUCAGCAGCAGAGGAAAACAUGGACAGCUCCAAGAACUUUGACUCUACCAGUAACUUCUAAAGGACACAGAAAUAAAGCAGGUGCACCAUUUUGUAUGAAAAUUGAGAUGUAGAGAUAUCGAAUCCAGCUAGAAGAAAAAAAAAGCUUUGUAAGUGGAGACAGUGGUCUUCCUAGUUCCUUUAUAGUCCUUGCUUUCCACCCUCCAAUGCAAACCUUGUACUCAUUAACAAUAACAUUCCAGUUAUAAUGUCUUUUCCUGAAACUUAAUUUUGUUUAGCUAAAAUAACAGAACAGGAAAUCCUGGUUAGGACAAUGAGGUCCUUCCUUGAUCCCACCUGUUGGUCCAUCUGCACAGGUUGCCCAGAAAAGUUGUAGAGUCUCCAUCCUUGGAGAUAUUCAAAAGGCUGAGAGAGCUGGGACUGUUCAGCCAGGAGAAGCAAAGGCUCAGGGGAAACUUAUCAAUGUAUAAAAAUAUCUGAAGGGAGGAUGCAAAGAAGAUGAAGCCAGGCUCUCUUCAGUGGUGCCCACUGACAGGACAAGAGGCACUGGGCACAACUAAAACACAGGAAGCUCCAUCUGAAUGUAAGGACACUUUUUUACUAUGAGAAUGACUGAGCACUGGCACAGGUUUCCCAGACAGGUAACGGAGCCUCCCUCCUUGGAGAUACUCAAAAGCUGUCUGGACUUGGUCCUGGGGAGCUGGCUCUAGGUGACGCUGCUUGAGCUGGGAAGUUGGACCACAUGAGGCCCAACUCCAGAAUUCCCUGCCAACCUCGACCAUUCUGCAGUUCUGUGAAAUCCCAUUUUGUCACAUAGCUUUUCUAUAAAAUUGCAGUAUUUUUGUGCUGCUGUUAUUUUUCCUCUGUAAGAAUUACUUCUGGUAUUAAAUCCUCACCUCUACUUUCACUGUGUCAUCACAGAAGACAACUUCUUUCUUCCAGUUCUGCAUCUUGCUUAACUUCAUUUGAGACAGGGAGAAAAGAAAAGCAAGGAGGGAAAGGGAAAAGGGAUUGGUUCUUUCUCCCUAGCCUUGUUAACUAGCUUCAACUAAGCAUAAAGAAGGGAAACCAAAACUGAAGAAUGCUGAAGCAAACUGUCUCCAUAAGUAUUUAAAGGGAACAUAUCUAGGUAAGCUUACUGGUUUUACUCACACAUCUUUUCCAUCCCGUCUGGUAGAGAUGACUUCUGUUCUCCAGCCCCGAGAAUGUAAAGUGACCAAAAAGCCCCAAAAGAGCUACGGAUUCUACCUGCGUAUUGAGAAAGACACAGCAGGGCAUCUCAUCCGGAACGUGGAAAAGAACAGCCCAGCUGAAAAGGCUGGCUUGAAGGAUGGAGACAGAGUCCUCAGGGUUAAUGGUGUGUUUGUAGACAAGGAGGAACAUGCACAGGUGGUGGAGAUUGUCAAAAGCAGUGGGAAUUCCGUUGUACUUCUUGUUCUGGAUGAUGCAUCUUAUCAAAAGGCAAAAAAGGAGGGAGUGAACUUGGAAGAGCUGAGUCAAAAGGUGUCAACAGGACAGCAGCAGGAGCAGCAGUCCCCACCACCCACAGCAAAUGGAGUUUCACAACCCCGGCUCUGCUACCUAGUGAAGGAAGAGAAAGGCUAUGGCUUCUCUCUGAAAACCACAGAAGGACAGAAGGGGUUGUUCAUAGUAGAGCUUUCAUCACAAGGAGCAGCUGCAAAGGCUGGUGUCCAAAAUAACGAUCGCCUAAUUGAAAUCAAUGGAAAAAAUGUGGAAAAUUACACACAUGAGGAAGUGGUGGAAGAGGUAAAGAAGUCUGAAAAUCAUGUUAUGUUUCUGCUUUCAAAUGAAGAAACAGACCGCUAUUACACAAGCAAGAAGAUGGUGCUGAGCAAAGAGAAUGCCAACCUAAGAUUGCUUCCCCUCAAACCACGACUUAGUGAGAUCCACAAAGGAGAAAAUGGUUAUGGCUUUUAUCUACGGAUGGAACAAAAUACGGGUGAUCAUGUAAUCAAGGAUGUCGAUUCUGGGAGCCCAGCAGCCAAGGCAGGUCUCAAAGACAAUGACAUCUUGGUAGCUGUCAAUGGCGAGCAAGUGGAUGGUCUGGAUCAUGAAAGCGUAGUGGGUAAAAUUAAACAGUCUGAGGCAAAAACCACACUGUUGGUAGUGGAUAAGGAGACUGAUGCCAUGUAUAAACUGGCUCAAAUUUCCCCCUUCUCUUACUACUACAAAGCACAAGAUCCAACUCCAGCGAAAAUGGAGGAAAGAGUGGAGUUGCACACUGAGCAGAAAGCUAACCACAAGCCAAAAGUCUGCAAGAUGGUGAAAGGGCCUAGUGGAUUUGGCUUCAGCUUAAACAUGAUCAAGAACAAGCCUGGACUGUUCAUCAGUGAGGUACAAAACUGCGGGCCAGCUGACACAGCAGGUGUAGAAAAUAAUGACUUUUUGGUGGAAGUGAACGGGUUGAAUGUGAUGAAUGAAUCCUAUGACAAAGUGGUGGCAAGAAUCCAAGAUAGUGGCGACAGACUAACACUACUGGUGUGCAGCAAAGAUGCUUACAAAUACUUCCAGAGCCAGAACAUUCCCAUCACAGCCUCUAUGGCAGAUCCAGUCCGUGACACUUCCGAACUUCCUGCUAAUACAGAAAACCAUCUGACAGAUCCAGAGAGAAACUCACCUGAACCAAGAGAAAGGGCAAGCUCAUCAGCCUCUUCACAAUCAGCUGCCUCUACAAGAGCAGACAGUGACAACAACGAUGACACAAAGUUGUGAGGAGACAAACUAUGCCAAGAACAAAAAAACCACCAACCUUCCAAAUCCUCUUUCUUCAGUCAUUCUUUGCUACUAUACCUCCCAGAGCUCAACUAUUCCUUGGAUUGCCAUACCUGUAAAGGACUGUAAUCUCUUGCUGAAAUGCAGCUCUCCAGAACAAACACUUCAGUGUAACACUUGCAUUCAUUUAA